UGGCUUCUAUCUCUCCGAUUCGGUGAUUUCCUCCCAUUUUUGGAGGAUUUUGGGAUUUUUAUAUCAUUGGGUCGAUAAAGAUCUGAUCUUUUUGGUUUCGUUGGAUUCAUGGUUUAAAGUGUAUAAAGGAUUUCCAAGAACCUAAUGAUUUUAGGAUUUUUCUCUCCCGUUUUCGGAGGGUUUUCGGAUUCCAUAGUCGUAGAUCGGCGAAGGUAUGAUUUUCCGUUAUCCAUCCUGUUUGUUUGAUUCCUGUGAUUUGGUCCCUGGUUUGAUAAGGUUUCAAAGAAAUUAGCGGCUUCAGGAUGCUCCUCUCGCCAUUUUGGAGGAUUUGAGAUCCUUUGGCCGCAGAUCAAGAAGGAUUCCAUCUUUCUUGUCAUCUGAACAUUUUGCUGUUAAGGCUCCUAAGAAAUCUAGUAUUUUUGUUCGCAGAAAUGCCGUUUUGCGAAGAUUUAUUUUGGGUUUGAGGGUAUUGGAUUUGUAGUGGUUGAUAGAAUUCGUGGCAUGGAUCUGUGAGUGUUUUCUAUGGGAUGUGUUCAUUUGAAUGCGGUGGAAUUCGAAACCCACCACACACACAGCAUUCGAGGAAGAGGAGGAAGAGGAGGAGGCCAAUAGAGUGCACAGGGAGAGAGAGAGAGGCAUGGGAGAAGAUCUCCUCGCCACUGUCCAUUGAGUACCACAACCCACCCACUCUUAGAAUCGAUCCAUUGAAAGGUGGGAAAAAAAAGGGCGUCGGUAAAAUUAUAAAUAUUCGAUAAAUUUACAAUUUUACCAACUGGACUAGUUGCCCGCCAAGCAUGGGUCCGAUUUAUUUGAGCUAAAACCACGUUAACUCCAAGAAAGGUUCCCCAAUCACGGCCUUUCGAUCUUGGCACGUAAAGAAUCCCCUGUUCCUCCAAUCACACGGUUAGAAUGGAUACUUGGCCUCCAAUCACACGGUUGGUUACCACUGGAUCCCGUUCUCUUCCCUCAUUAAUCCUCUCGAGGCCCUCGCUGGGGUUUUUCGCCCGCUUCCACUGAGAGAGGCAUGGGGCAGCUCCAUCUACUCUCGCUAACCCCUGCGACCGCGGUCGGACUCCUUGGAGCCCGUCGGUCCUCCGUGCUGGACGCAUGGCGCACUUCCGCUGCGCCGGCGGCCGCCACCGCCGUCGCCGCCUCCUUCGGUCCUCUCGGGCGGCGGAGCUUCUUCUCGCACCGGAAGACGGCUCUUUUUGUCGCCCGGCGCGGCCAGUUCUGUUGUAAAGUGGGAAAACCAGAUAUUACAUCAGAGUUGGAGCUUGCAAGACCUGAAGGAAAGAGGGAACCAGACAAACGCGUCAAUGGAAUAUUCUGGAUCCUACUUCUUAACCUUGGCAUUUAUGUGGCAGAUCACUUGUUUCAGCUCCAGGAAAUCAAAACAUUAUAUUUGUACCAUAGCUGGCCUUCUUGGUACCAGUUCGUGACCGCUACUUUCUGCCAUGCUAACUGGCAUCAUCUCUCCAGCAACUUAUUCUUCUUAUACAUAUUUGGAAAGCUUGUUGAAGAGGACGAAGGUAGUCUUGCAUUGUGGAUCUCUUACAUCCUGACGGGUGCUGGAGCAAACUUCAUUUCAUGGUUAGUUCUUCCAAGAUCCGCUGUAUCAGUGGGAGCCUCUGGAGCUGUCUUUGGACUCUUUGCAAUAAGUGUCCUUGUGAAGAUGUCCUGGGACUGGAGGAAGAUUAUUGAGGUUCUUGUCCUCGGUCAAUUUGUCAUUGAUAAGGUUUUGGAAGCAGCACAAGCUUCAACAGGGCUGACUGGAACUUGGGGCACAGGCUAUGGUGCAGUUAAUCAUAUUGCCCAUCUCUCUGGUGCUUUAAUUGGUGCUGCUUUAAUACUGCUCAUCAGCCGUAUUCCUUAUCAACCUUCUGGCCGAGAUAUCAAGGCAGAUAAAAGAACUUGAUUAUGAGUCAAUAUUGUCCAAUAUGUUUACAGUUUCAUUAGAACUUCUAGUUUGCUGGGAUUAAUAUAUAGCUUAUUUUAUCA
This is a messenger RNA of Phoenix dactylifera (date palm), 1998 nucleotides long. RefSeq names its product Rhomboid-related intramembrane serine protease family protein. The record is from RefSeq and is a predicted model, not a curated record. Gene Ontology annotation, cellular component: membrane. Lineage: Eukaryota; Viridiplantae; Streptophyta; Magnoliopsida; Arecales; Arecaceae. Gene Ontology annotation, molecular function: serine-type endopeptidase activity.